CGCAGAACUCAAGGGACUGCUUGCCUGCCUGCCUGCCUGCGCUGCCUGCCUGCCGCUGAGGCCCGUCCGUGCCUAGCACCAGCCGAUAUUUCAACCUUCAGCUCUCGCAUCUUCCAGCCUCGUUUCUCGCAACUUCAUCAUCAGCUGCAAACCGUCUCGCUCAAACGCCUUGUGCUGCGUCCUAUCAUCCAUCUCUACCGCCUUUAUCAUACCGCUACAUCCAUAAGCGCUUCUCAAAGCACACGAUUAUCACAAUGGCAGAGGCAAAGCCCGCAUCGCAGAAGAUCUGGCUGAUCUCCAAUGACAACGCCACCAUGGAAGUUGACCGUGUCGUGGUCGAGCGCUCCAUGCUUUUGAAGAACAUGUUGGAGGAUUUGAGCCAUACCGACAUCACCCAAGACAACCCCAUCCCUAUCCCCAACGUCAAUGAAGCGGUCCUGCGAAAGGUAGUCGAGUGGUGCGAACAUCACCGCAACGAUCCCGUCACGACCCCCGACGACGAGUCGGAUGCCCGCAAGAAGACGACUGAUAUCGAGGAGUGGGACCAAAAGUUUAUGCAGGUGGAUCAGGAAAUGCUCUUUGAGAUUAUUCUUGCAUCCAAUUUCCUUGAUAUCAAGCCUCUCCUCGAUGUCGGCUGCAAGACUGUGGCCAACAUGAUCAAGGGCAAGUCUCCUGAGGAGAUCCGCAAGACUUUCAACAUCACAAAUGACUUCUCCGCCGAAGAAGAGGAGCAAAUCCGCCGUGAGAACGAAUGGGCUGAGGACCGAUAAAUCAUGGUCACUAUGGCUAUUAGUGCUUCUUGAAUCUUUGUUUUGCUGGUGGAGAGCAACAAUACGAGCCUAACUGUUUCCGGGGCUGUUUCAUAGAGCAACCUACGGCGUUGGUGGGAUUGAAAUGAUAGGGCUAUUGGUUUCUUUAAUUCUCUCCUUUUGGUCCUUUUUUCUCUUUUUUUUAAACCGGUAUUUGUUUUUGGGGCAAUGUUUUCGGGGCACGACAGACUAACAAAAGUCAAUCAAUUUUCAUGAGCUGGGGACGUGUCCCUUACGUUUACACAUGCGUUAGAUAUUAAUCUCUAACAUCUAUUUAAAUGGCCGUUUUAAUACGCCUGUUCCUCAUUGGUCAAACAUAAGCCUUCAAAAUGAUAUGAGAAUACUAAACAUUAAUGCGGCAG
Trichoderma asperellum CBS 433.97 is the source of this 1171-nucleotide messenger RNA. It is a transcript of the gene SCON3, whose product is annotated as E3 ubiquitin ligase complex SCF subunit scon-3. Gene Ontology annotation, biological process: mitotic cell cycle; SCF-dependent proteasomal ubiquitin-dependent protein catabolic process. Gene Ontology annotation, cellular component: cytoplasm; nucleus. Gene Ontology annotation, molecular function: cullin family protein binding. The record is from RefSeq and is a predicted model, not a curated record. NCBI's taxonomy places the organism in Eukaryota, Fungi, Ascomycota, Sordariomycetes, Hypocreales, Hypocreaceae.